AACUGUCUUACUCGAUCAGGUCUUGCAUAUGCCCGAUUCACAAUCUUGUAAUAAGCUGCAACAGAAGCUUCAGAGAAAAGGAAGUCUGGAGAAGCCCCUCUCAUUCAGUGAAUCUCUCCAAAUUUGGCAACCUUGUAAUCACAGUGACUUCAGCUGCCCAAUCUGUCUCCAAACAGCUACUUUCCCAGUAGAAACCAACUGUGGACAUCUAUUCUGUGGUUCCUGUCUAAUUACAUACUGGAAACAUAGUCCCUGGUUAGGAGCAAUUACCUGCCCUCUCUGCAGACAAAAGGUGAUUCUUCUGGACAACAUCUCUUGUGAAAAGCAACAUGAUAAACCAACUAAACAAAUUGUACAUGACAUUAGAGAUUACAACAAACGUUUCUCAGGGCAACCUCGACCUUUUGCAGAUUACCUUUAUGACAUGCCAUUAUUCCUGACUGUUUUGUUGCGAAGAAUCUCUACCUGGGAUGGUCUCGUAUGGAUUUUUUUCCUGAGAGUUGUUGUAUGCUCCUUCGGAGCAAUCAUAUGCUUACCUUCUCCAUUUGACACGAUGCCUGGGCUUCUCUGUAGAAUACUUGGAGCAGCUGAUGACAUGGUGGUAGUUUUCCUUCUUUUAAUAUGCAUGAUAAACAUUUGUCAGCAAAUUAUAUCAGACAGGGUGGAUAUGGCAAGGUCUGCAUCUCAGAGCAUGCUGUCAGAUUCCUGACUGACUCUAACUUUGAUUCCUCAAAACUUCAUCAAAUGGCUUUACCUUGAUUCGGGGCAGCAUGUGAUGGAUUCGUCAUUCUGCUGCGGACAAAGGCUGAAGCAGGACUCAGAGAUAUUUGGCACAGCCAAUAAUUCAGUGUGCAAAUGCUUAGAAUACUAGUUUUAUAUGCAACUGUAUAUUUGCUAGACUCUUUCACGCUGGUCUUCUCUACCACUUAUAUUCAUAUAAAAUACCCAAAUUGGAAGUGCCUAAAGCUAUGAGCAAGGCCUAAAACCUAAAAUUACAAAGCCAAUCAACUUGCAGUUGAAGAUUUUUAAAGCUCUUUAGCUCUAACAUUUUACAUCUUGGCUCAAUUUGAAUAAAAUUUUAAUUUGAGAAGUUAGCAAACUGUAGAAUUUGCUAAGUCUUGUCUGACACAAGGAAUGUUAGAUAAUACCUCUGCGAAAUCUUGUACUGGUGCUUUGUGCUAUCAUAGCUAAUUACACAUCCAUUGCAAAACAGAUUCUUACAGCUCUGUAAUAAGUACAGUCCAGAUUCCAAAAUGGAAAAUAUGAAACUCUUAGCAACACUGGCUUGAAACAAAAAUGCAAUUAUAAAGUAGAAGUAUUACAAGGAGAGAACAGCAUUAAAAAGAUCAUACAAGAAAUGUGAACAGAUGCCUGAGUGACACUUUCAUAAAGGCCUACGCAAGGUACACGGCUUCCUUGAACUCUGUGCAUCUAAGUUUUAACAAAGUCAACAUGACUGUUUGUUUCCUUUGUAGACUUUGUACGCUCCUUGUAACUUCCUUGUUAAGGCUUGGUACCAGUUCAGCCAGAGAGAUCAAAGUCAAAUUUAUGAUGAUGAUAUAAAUCGCAGGAAGUUUAUGGAAAGUUUGCUAAAGUUGGGGGGGGGGGUGUUGAUCUGGAAAGAGUUAAAAAUACUGGUACAGUACCAGACAAUGUUAUAAUAUCUGUCCCUGUAAAAUCUGUACAUUUGCUCUGUGUUUGGAAUCAGUGAACUUCAUUUUUACAUCUUAGUUGUAUAUAGAUAUAUGUAAUAUUAAAACAUAUAAAUAUUUAUUGUUCACAAUA
This is a messenger RNA of Dromaius novaehollandiae (emu), 1785 nucleotides long. RefSeq names its product E3 ubiquitin-protein ligase RNF170-like. The transcript has 5 exons. Lineage: Eukaryota; Metazoa; Chordata; Aves; Casuariiformes; Dromaiidae. The record is from RefSeq and is a predicted model, not a curated record. Gene Ontology annotation, molecular function: ubiquitin protein ligase activity; metal ion binding. The coding region runs from base 29 to 709 and encodes 226 amino acids.